This is a messenger RNA of Miscanthus lutarioriparius, 1620 nucleotides long. NCBI's taxonomy places the organism in Eukaryota, Viridiplantae, Streptophyta, Magnoliopsida, Poales, Poaceae. The record is from the annotation of a GenBank genome assembly.
AUGGCAUUGGGCGUGGUCGGCCUCGUGCUCGCAUUGCCACUCUUGUUCUUGCUGACAAGGGCGGCAUGGAUCACUGUCUCCUGCUACUACCUCACGCCGGCGAGGAUCCGGACAAUCCUGGCCGGCCAGGGCGUGCACGGCCCGCCGCCACGCCUCCUCGUCGGGAACCUCAGCGACGUCUCUGCCCUCGUCGCCGAGGCCAUCGCCGGUGACAUGAGCUCCCUGAGUCACGACAUCGUCGGCCGCCUUCUGCCCCAUUAUGUCCUGUGGUCCAGGAUGUACGGGAGGCUGUUCGUGUACUGGUACGGGAGCGAGCCACGGGUGUGCGUGACGGACGCGGGCAUGGUGCGGGAGCUGCUGUCGUCGAGGCACGCGCACGUCACCGGCAAGUCGUGGCUGCAGCGGCAGGGCGCCAAGCACUUCAUCGGCCGCGGCCUGAUCAUGGCCAACGGCGCCACGUGGUCGCACCAGCGCCACGUGGUGGCGCCGGCGUUCAUGGCCGACAGGCUUAGGGGCCGGGUGGGCCACAUGGUGGAGUGCGCCCGGCAGACGGUGCGCGCGCUGCGGGAGGCCGUGGCGCGGGCCGGCAACGAGGUGGAGGUGGGCGCGCACAUGGCGAGGCUCGCCGGCGACAUCAUCGCGCGCACCGAGUUCGACACCAGCUACGACACCGGGAAGCGCAUCUUCCGCCUCAUCGAGGAGCUGCAGCGGCUCACGGCGCGCUCCAGCCGCUACCUCUGGGUCCCUGGCAGCCAGUAUUUCCCAAGCAAAUACAGACGGGAAAUAAAGCGGUUGAACGGGGAGCUGGAGCGGCUGCUCAAGGAGUCCAUCCAGCGCAGCCGCGAGAUCGCCGACGAGGGCCGGACGCCGUCGUCGGCGUGCAGCAUGGGGCUCCUCGGCAUGCUGCUGGCCGAGAUGGAGAAGAAUAAGAAGAAGAGGACGACCAAGUCCGGCAACGACGACGGCGAGCUGGGGUACGACGCCCAGACGAUGAUCGACGAGUGCAAGACGUUCUUCUUCGCCGGGCACGAGACGUCGGCGCUGCUCCUUACCUGGGCCAUCAUGCUGCUCGCCACUAACCCUUCGUGGCAGGACAGGGCGCGCGCCGAGGUAGCCAGCGUCUGCGGCGACGCCCCGCCCACCGCCGACCACCUCCCCAGGCUCACCGUGCUGCAGAUGGUGAUCAACGAGACGCUCCGGCUGUACCCGCCGGCGACGCUGCUGCCGCGGAUGGCGUUCCAGGACAUCACGCUCGGCUCCGGCUCCGGCCCCGACGAGCUGCGCGUGCCCAAGGGCGCGUCGCUGUGGAUCCCCGUGCUGGCCAUCCACCACGACGAGGCCGUGUGGGGACCGGACGCGCACGAGUUCAGGCCGGACCGGUUCGCGCCCGGGCGGGCCCGGCCGUGGGCGGCGGGGCGGUUCCUGCCGUUCGCGUCGGGCCCCCGCAACUGCGUCGGUCAGGCCUACGCCAUGGUCGAGGCCAAGGUCGUGCUGGCCGUGCUGCUCGCGAGCUUCCGCUUCGGCAUCUCCGACGAGUACCGCCACGCGCCUGUGAACGUGCUCACGCUCCGCCCGCGCCACGGCGUGCCCGUUCGCCUGCUGCCGCUGACGCCGCGGUAG